GAAGUGUUGCAAAAGUUGCAGGAAUUGCAAGCACAAGUCUCUGAAUUGCAAAGAGAUAAAGAGAUGUAUAUGAGAGAAAAGUGCAACACUUCAUCGGUGAAAGAAACUAGUGAUAAGGCUAGUAUCAACUGUCAAAGGAAAUUUCCCGAGGGCAUUUCAUCUUGCCAACUAUACUUAUCGGCACCGAAUUAUCGACUAGUUGGCAAGGGAAAAGUGCACAACACUUUGGGAGAUUUACUUCACCAUAGACCGCUCCCGGAUGGACACCUGAAAGUAUCAGUGGAUGUUGUAGUAGAUCAUGAUGCGAUGCUACCGGUACCUGACAUGGUCUCAGAGACGACAUUGCUGCGAGAUGCAAUAGGAUCAUUUGUUAGUAUACCUGUUUGCAAUGUGGAAUAUGAGUUGAUGCAGACGAAUGUGGAUCAGCAAGAGCAGCAGUAG
Messenger RNA from Vicia villosa (hairy vetch), 441 nucleotides. RefSeq lists its product as uncharacterized. The transcript is spliced from 3 exons. NCBI's taxonomy places the organism in Eukaryota, Viridiplantae, Streptophyta, Magnoliopsida, Fabales, Fabaceae. The record is from RefSeq and is a predicted model, not a curated record. The coding region runs from base 64 to 441 and encodes 125 amino acids.